Anopheles stephensi (Asian malaria mosquito) is the source of this 14972-nucleotide messenger RNA. It is a transcript of the gene Usp10, whose product is annotated as trithorax group protein osa. Gene Ontology annotation, molecular function: cysteine-type endopeptidase activity; cysteine-type deubiquitinase activity. NCBI's taxonomy places the organism in Eukaryota, Metazoa, Arthropoda, Insecta, Diptera, Culicidae. Gene Ontology annotation, biological process: protein deubiquitination; DNA damage response, signal transduction by p53 class mediator; regulation of autophagy. The transcript has 12 exons. Bases 2156 to 8515 code for a protein of 2119 amino acids. The record is from RefSeq and is a predicted model, not a curated record. Gene Ontology annotation, cellular component: cytosol; nucleus.
AAUCGAUUUUACAAACUCUUUCACAUCCGGUACGACGUCGGCUCGUCGAAGUGCGAGGAAAAGCAGAUUUUUUCCACUACCCGUAGAUUGAAACCCGUUCGCAACCAGCCAGCACCCGUGACGGCCCCACCGGGGUUGGAAACUGUUCCGGAUAACUGUGUCCCAUCUACCCGGCGGUUCCGGUCGGUUCCGCUAGCCCUAGGUCCGGUGGCAGUCGUGCAAUCGUGCUAAUGUGUGUACGGGGCGAGAGAAAAAAAGGAAGCCGACUACAGCUUUUCGUGCACAGCCAAGAAGUAGCAAGCAAGAGUGAGUGUGUGAAGUAGAAGAAGUAAGAAGAAAAGAAGUGCGCCACCCCAUUUUUUCUCGGCUUCGACGGUGUUCGACGGUGAUUGCUGGCCAGCACGGGGACCGUGCCGAUGUGCCGGUGCGUGCGUCUGCGUGUGUUGGUGGUGUACGGUUUGGGCAUAAGCAACCCCAUCUCUAGUGGAAAUAUAUUCCAAUCGCAGUAAUCCAAUUGGUACGCGGUGCUGUACUGAAAGUUAGCAUAGCAAGACACGAGAGAGAGAGCAAAGCACGGCGUCGAGAUCUUCGGUUCGAAACAAAUAGCAAGUGACGAAGCAUUCUAUUGACAAGCGGCGUGGAAGAGGAGCAAAUCCAUCCAACUAAACGGUGUGAAAAAUUCGGCCAAUUGCCACCAUCGGCGCGCUGUACGCGCUGGGUGGAGACGAGUGACGUUAUUUUAGUUGCUGUAUUAUCUGUUGUGUUUCCUUCCUUUUUCGGGAAAAUUCCGGAAGGAGGUGCGGUGCAUACGUGCGUGUGUGUGUCUGUCCCAUAAAAUCUUUCGCAUAUGGUGUAGGAAGAAUCACCGUGUGUUCAGGAUAGUGUGUGCAUAAGUGUAUGUGUGCGUUGCGUGCGUAUAACGAUAGUGUGAAGUGUGUUGUGUAGUGAAAAGAAGAAGAAGAAGUUGGCAGCACUUUUUUAUUUUCCUCCAGAGCGCUCGUGCUCGACGUAACCAGAUCGACCUACUCAACGGGCACAGGGCAGGGGAAAAAAUUGGCCAGUAAAAUUGGGUUUCCCUAUUCAAAACACACACACUCCCGACACGGUAACCCUUGAGGUGUGGACGGUGGAAUAAUACGUAUGUCCGUCGUCGUUAUACUGCCCCAUCAACACAGUAGUGCAACCGAGCUGAUUGAUACAUUUUACACGCGAUAGGCAGAUAGUGGCAAAGACGGCUAACAGACGGGCCACAGUAAUCAGGAGCCUUGAAGCACUUUUCUUCAGCAGUACAGCCGCGGUAUAGUGUCAGUGUAAUGUGUUGAUUGAAGUGUCAAGUACGUACAUAAUAUAUGGUAGCUACUUCGAUUUGCAAAACCCGCUCGCAAGUGAGAAAACCAUCAUCCCGGGCAACGAUUGCGGUGGUGACGAAUGUCUUCGUCAUCGUUUUCAGCUCAUCGUUCUAACCCUCGCCAUCGACAUCAUCACCGCCAGCGCCAGCAGCAGUGCCCUGCAUCGGCCGUACGGACGGCGGAUGUGCUGUUUCCUACGUCUCCAUGCGAUGGAGCAGCAGCUUGAAACGCCGAUGCGGUUGCUGAUCGUUUUGUAAUUGCGUAGCUUACACAGAAGAGAGAGCACACACACACACAGAGGGAGAGCGAGUAAGCAGUGAUGUGUCGGCAGGAGUGUUUGAACGAUAGAUUGUGUUUUGGCUUUUGAAUGUGUUUCAAUGUAUAUGUGUGAAUUGCCGACAGACGGACAGCAUCGCGAAUGAGUUGGAAUGAAACGAAUGUUCAAAGAGGACCAUCAUUACUAGUGCAGUGGCGUGCUGCAGCAAGCGCGAAAAGUUGAUGAUGCCCGCACCAUCAUCUAGCCCACCCAAAUCCUUACGGUCCUUGCAGGGUUAGGGGUGGAUCGUAAAGCACACGGCUAUCACUCGAAGCGGCGAUCGGGGAACCGGCUUUCGGGACCGGUGCCAUCCACCGGGCCAGGGUAUCGGGAAAAUGAACAUUCGCUGGAAUCCGUCACCACCGGAACGUAACACCGCCAGCAACAGCAGCAGCCAUCGUCGAGAUCGUCGUGCCGUGCGUCGUUCUCACCGUGGUCGGGAAGGGUGCGAAAUCACACAGCAGCGACCGAACCAUCCUCCUCGGGACGGAUGAUGAAGCGUACCGAGGACGAUACGCGCGACGGUAGCAGCUAUCAGUUUCUAGACCUUACCGAUGCCGGCCAGAAUGAGGCGUCCGCACUGAUGGGAAUUCUGUACCCUGCGUCAUCCGAUGCUUCUUCCGUUGCCCAAGAGCCGUCAUCAUCCCGCGCACAACAGCGACGCGUAGCGUUCGGUGGUGGUCCUCCGAUGCCUCGACCGAAGGAGGUGGUGGUUGAACAGCAGCAGCACCCGACACAUGAGAAAGCUCACUUCCAUGCCGUGCUUCCGCAGGAGUUGACGCAGCUGAAUGGACUAAAUCCAAAUGCGCGCGCGUUCGACCCAGUUCCGGUAGUUUUUUUGCCCAGACCCCUGGCUGGAGCAGGCCCUAAACCACCUCGUUCGUUCGGCAAGGAGUAUCCGACGGAAUUGGAGAACGUGCCCGUACUAGCAACGGCACCGGGAGGACCAGGUGCAGGUGGCGCCAGCGGCGGAAUGAUGAUUGUUCCUGUGCGCAAACAUUCACUAGUUUCAGCGCCGAACCAUCCGCUGCCGCUGCUAGCUCAGUCAACGCCACCGUUGUCGUUGGCCACCGCUUCGGCCGCCGGUACUGUGGGGAUUGUUGCCCGAUCUUCUGCGCUACUGUCGGCAGGAGGUGGUGGGAGCGGCGGCGGCAGCGUUGGUCUGCUCCGUACUGCAUCGAUCGUCACAACGUCAACAUCAGCACCACCGCUGCCGAAUUUCGUGAACGAAGGCAACAGUAGUUCGUUCGUCAUCGAUACGGAGAAGGUGCUGGGCAGUGGAGAACAGUGGAUCGGCUUUUCGGUCCAGUCGACGGCCACGAGCGUCGCAGCAGGAGGAGGAGGAGGAGGAGGAGGAGGAGGUGGAGAAGUCAUAGCACGGACUUCCAUCGUAACGGCUGCGACUAUGCCUCCGCACACCAACAAUCCGCAUCACCUUCAGCAGCAGCAGCAACAGCAUCAGCAGCAGCUAGGUUCGGGAGCUAACAAUCAACAGCAGCAAACAGGCGGACAGCAGCAGCCCGGUCAAGGUCCACCCCAACAGCAGCCCCACAAUGUUGGCGGAAGAAGCGGAGGAGGAGGUAACGGAGCAGGCGGUGGUGUCACUGCUGGAGGGGAUACUGCUGGUGGACGAAACGCCGAUCGGGACAAUGGCAAUCAGCAGCAAAUGCAGCAGCAGCAGCAGCAAGCCGUCUCCGUUUCGAACCCGCACCAGCAGCAGAUGCUACCGCACAUGUACACCCCAAUACCGGCCUCGGCGUACAUCCCACCGGCACCGCACGGGAUGUAUCCUGUGCAGAUGCUGCCACCGACGGCAGCCCAGGUACCGAACAACGUGUUCGUGGGUAAUUUAACGGCGAACGUGAGCGUUCACGGCUACCCGGCGAUAUCGCCGUACCUGGCGACGACUGCCACACCGCCGGGCGCAUACAUGCAGGCGGACGUUGGGGCCGGUCCUGAGAUGCAGCUGAUGCCACCGGCGCCGGUAACGAUGUCGGGGCGCGGUACGAUGCGCCGCGGUGGGCGUAACAAUCGGGGAGGAAAUAAUUCACGAUCGCGGGGAGGUUACGUGCCGCACUACAUUCAGCAGCAGCAGCAGCACCAGCAACAGCAGCAACAAUCGUAUCACCACCAACAGCAACAUGCCCAGAGCUAUCAUCAAAGCCUGGCGCAGCAGCAGCAACAACAGCAGGGCGUAAUGCACCAUCAGGGCGGGCAACCACAGAUGCAGCAGCAUCAGGUGCAGCAGCAACAAUCGCAGCAGGGUGUUCAAGGUGGUGGAGGUCAGCAGCAAACUCCUCCCACGUCCGUCAGCGGUGGCGGCCAACAAUCACAGCAACAGCCGCAACAUCCGCCCCAGCAGCAUACACCCGAGCUGAUGCACAUCGAAGGUCCACCGAUGAUGAGUGCCGCCGGUGCCCAAUACGGUAAUCUGCACGGCGGGUUCUAUCUGCUGCCGCAUAUGCCUCAGCAUGCUUCCGGCACACCGCUGUUCAUGGCUGCGCCCCAGAUGCAGAUGUACUACAACGCGCCGCUGCACGGUUAUCCGAAUCUGGUGUAUCCGUACAUCCCGUCGGAGUAUCAAAUUUACGACGACGGCAAAGGUGAUGACGGGAGCGGUGGUCCGCCGCACGGAGGCCAGGGCCAGGGCCACGAUGAUCCGGGUGUUCACCCGGGUGCGGCAAUGUGGCCCCAGCCUCCACCGCACAUGACGCUGGACUAUCAUCCCGAAACGGGUGAAUAUUUGCCGGUGCACGAGGACGACGGUGCAACGGCGGGAAUGUUACCGCAGGGUCCACCACCACCGACGAUGGGCCACCACGUGCUGGAUCCAAAUGUGCCCGGGUUUACGAUGCAGAUGGCACCGGCUCCGAUUGUUUCGAUGCAGCAACAACCGCCGGACGAAUAUGGCAUGCAGCCGCAACAGCAAUCACAGCAGCAACAGCCACAGGUUGAAGAUUAUAAUGGCAAUGGAAAUAUUCCGGUAAGCUCGAAUGCUCCAGCCACCACCAUGCACUCUCCGCUAGUGGUUACCUCCGUUGCACAGCACAACAUCGUGGGAGGAAUUCCGCAGCCGGAAGAAAUGAUGGUGAGCGGUGGGUAUCUAGUGGGCCCGGCUGCUCCACCCCAACCGAUGACGACGAUGGAAGGAUCGACGGAGGUGUUGAUGGUGGCAGCGGAACAUCAACAGCAUCCAGGGCAGCCGCAGAGCGGUGUUAUCGAUGGUGCGCAACCGAUGAACAACAAUUUCAUUGUCGAUCCACAAUACAUUCAAGCCCAUCCUCCACCACCACCACCACACCACGUUCCAAUACAGCCAACGCCUCAUCAACAGCAGUCAGCUCUGCAGCAACAGCAACAGCCGCAGCAGCAACAAUAUCAGCCCGUUCCAACACUGCCACAAGCAGCUGCUGUAAGCAUGACGGACUCCUCUCCACCAUCAACCACCAAUCAAUCCUUCCAAGUGACGCAACACACGGUAGCAGCAGCCGGAGUUGUGGCAGGCAGUCUGGUAGACGCGAAUGGAAACGAUACGAACAACAACAGUAGCGUGAAUCGUAAAGCCGACAUCGUUACCUCACCGAAGCUCGUCGAUGCCGUUGUGAUGACAAACCACUCAUCGCCGUUGCCGUCCAGUGUGAAUGCUAGCAGCACCACCACACCAUCUCCCCAGCAAAAUGAGCGAACGUCGCCAGCGAUGACGAUGCACCAGCGAGGGUCAGAGGGCAGUAGUGCUGCCAGUAAACAGGCGUCCAAUGUGCCAAACCAAGGAUUCCAGCAGCAGCAGCAGCAGCAGCAGCAACAACCACCAAUUCUAGGUUAUGCAGCAGCCGUUGCAUCGCAAGCUCCGCCACGAACGCGCUCGGAACAGCAGGAAUCUUCCAUCAAGGGUACGCACGAAAGGAUGGAGAAACUUUCGCUAAAGGAUCAGGAACAAAGGCGUACCGGGGCGACGGCAGUUGCUUCCGCCGUGGUUGGUGGUGGAGUGAACCCGCAGCGGAGCAGUGCACCGCAGCCGACCGGGCGGCAAACGAACGCCGACAGUGGGUGGGUAAAUAAUAGCGGCGUUGGACCGAAGAAGGGAACCGCGUCGGUUUCAGUUUCAGCGAUACCGAACAAGGAGUUUCCUCCCGGUGCGUCGGGUGGUCAGCAUAACAAGAACAAUACUUCGCCGGUACCGUUCACGACGUUAGUUGGAACCGUAGCAACGGCACCUUCAUCGUCGAUCACCUCGACAUCGUUAUCUUCCAGCAAGCAGCAGCAGCAGCAGCAGCAGCAGAAACCUUUCUCGGAGCAUAACCAGCGCCCGUCGAGCGCAGUUAACGCCAGCAGUUCCUCGGCAGCCAGUGGGACAGUCAGCAGCGGAGCAGCGGUAGGUGGUGGCAGUAUCGGUCCGGCUGCAGUCGUGCCUCCGCAGAUGGAAUCGAAGAAAGUGGAAGCGAUUCCGCAGCGCACGGUUGCGGCGACAGCGGCAGCAGCAUCCGCGCCCGUGACAGCGAGCUCGGUCGGUGCAGCGGACGCUACGAAACAGCAGCAGCACCACCAAGAUGUGGUAAUUGUGCCUAGGUCCACUACCACCACCACUACUUCAACUUCCAUAUCUACUAACACUAACACGAUACCACCCGGUGGAGCGCCGCCGCAACCCAACAAAACCUGGGCGAGCCUGUUCCAAACGUCCUCAUCGUCGUCGUCCUCGUCACCGUCGUCGUCAGCGUCAUCCAUGUUGUCGUCCGCUGCGUCAUCGGUUUCAGCAACCCCAGCAGCAGCAGCAGCACCGCCGCCAUCGACUGUCACCGUCUCUGCAGUGUCUUCAGCGUCAUCGGGAACGAUCGGACCGGCAGCAGCACCGAGUACCACAACACCCGCAACAGGCGCAAUGGCUUCCGCAGCCUCGCAGCACCACGCAUCGACUGCAGCAGCUGCAUCGUCGGGAGUGAACUUUGCUGCCUCCUCGAACCGAGCUACAGCGCCGGCAGCGACCACCACCGUGUCGUCCUCGCCGACGGUUGGAAGUACUCCGUCCAGUAACGAUGCUGCUGCUUCCACGGCGGGUGCGAAAAAACCGGUAGCUAAGGUGCAACCGUAUGAAAGAAAUUAUCCACAGCCGUCAGCGACAGCCGCUCCCAUGUCGUAUUCAUCUGCAGCGGCUUCGACGCCAACCAGCGGCACAGGAAGCUCAUCGAGUCAGAUGUCCGCUUCCGCCAAAGGCAAGGGUACCCAAACUGCUGCAUCGAAGAAGACAUCGGCUGGCGAUGCGAACGCAUCAGCAACAGGUUCUGGUCCGGCCAUCGGAGAUGUGAAGGAUGAUUUUUCGUUGAAAUUUGGAGAUUUUCUCAGCGGAUACAGCAUCGAUAACGGCAGCAUCAGCAUAACGCCACGCGGUUUGAUCAAUCGGUCCAACUAUUGCUACAUUAACACGAUCCUGCAGGCGCUGGUGGCCUGUCCACCGUUUUACCAUCUGAUGCGCACGAUACGCAACCUUCCGGCGGCGAAAAAUUCGAAACACCCGAAACCGUUCAUCGAUGCCAUGUGUUCGCUGGUGAGCGAAUUCUCGCAGCUUCCGAUACGAUCGAAACCGGCGCGCGGCGAUAAGGGCAAGAAGGACGACAUACCAGAAAUACAGGUCGACACACCGUUCGAGCCGACCGUCAUCUACAAGAUGCUGAAUGGCAUCCGGUCGGACAUGUUCCAGAUUGAGGGCCGGCAGGAAGACGCCGAAGAAUUUCUCGGUUGUGUGUUGAACCGGCUUAACGAUGAAAUGAUAGAGUUCAUGAAAUUCAACAAAACUGAACAAGGAAAUGUGAAUGGCGAGGAGUCUGCGAACGGGGAGGUGCACGGCGAAGAAGAUGCUGACGAUUGGAUGGUUAUUUGCGGCAAUCGCAAUAAGGGUACGGUAACGCGUACCACCGAUUUCGGACGUUCCCCGAUUAGCGACAUUUUCCGUGGUAAAUUACGUUCCCGGGUGCAACGCGAUGGCGUGCCGCCGACCUACAACAUUCAGCCUUUUUUCACGCUUCCCUUGGAUAUUGAGAAAGCUGCAUCCGUGAAAGAAGCCCUGGAGCAACUGGUUGGUCGCGAUGAACUAGAGGGUGUAACCUGCUCGAAAACGAAGCAGGAGGUAGCCGCCUGGCAGCAAGUCACACUGGAGGAGCUGCCCGUGGUACUUAUUCUCCAUUUGAAGUGUUUCGACUACAAAAUGGACGGCUGCACCAAGAUACUGAAAACGCUGGACUUUCCGAUUGAAUUGAAGAUCGAUUCAAAACUAAUGUCCUCGAAGGGUAAAAGCUAUUCGGCCAAGCAGAAGCAGUAUAAACUGUUUGCGGUGGUUUAUCACGAUGGCAAGGAAGCGUCCAAGGGCCACUACAUUACCGAUGUGUAUCACUCCGGUUACGGUAGCUGGAUUCGGUACGAUGACAGCAUUGUUAAGCCGAUCCCGGAGUACAGCGUGCUGCGCCCGCGUGCUCCCCGUGUACCGUACCUUCUAUACUACCGUCGAAUGGAUACCCAGAGCCAUAGCUCCAACAGUGACCACCGUGGUGGUGGUGGCGGCGGCGGCGAUGGUAUUGGCGGUGGCGGAGCAAGUGGUGGAGGUGGUGGCGGACGUGGAGGAUCUUCCCAUUCGAACACGUCCUCCGAACGAAACGAGCGCCAAAAUGUGCAUCAUCAUCAUCACCAUCACCAUCACGGCAACGAUCAUCAUCAUGGUCGUGGUUCGAGUGGUGGCGGUUACGGUGGCAACGGUGGAUACGGAAGUGGUGGUGGUGGCCACGGUAACAGUGGCGGCAGUCAUUACGGUAGUGGUGGUGGGGGACAGGGAAACAGUGGCCAUUACAACAGCUCGAAGUAAAAAUCGAGGAGCGAGAAACAGUAACAAUAUUCACUACGAAGAGACGUUCCGCCCGGUGAAUGAAAAUCGUGCGAAAACAACGAUUCUAGAGAGCGUUUGCCGUUGUUAAACCGCGCGCGUGCGUGUGUGUGUGCUAGAAACGUUUUAAACAUUUGACACCGUGUGUAUGUGUGGUUGCUGCCCACACCCCAUUCGCCCACAUAGUGCCGUGUGUGUGUGUGUAUGUGCGUGUUUGGUGUAACGACGGAUCUCUAGUGCGGUGGCCAGUGCAAAUCGUAUGGGCCGAAUCCGAAUCAGUAAGAAGCAACUGUUGAGCUGGAUCUUUUACCAUCUGUCCCGCAGGUUCGCGAUAGGGAUAUGUUGUUCUCCGAGUGUGUUCCAAAAGACAUCUAAAUGCGAUCACGAUAGAUACUGCCACGCUCUCUACAGCCCAACCAGAUGCGAAGAAGAUGAGUGGUUUCAGAGAGGAAAAUGACCAGCGAAAUGGGCGCGUAUAAUCGCUCUCCUGUAGAAAUGAAAAACGAAAAUGCAUAAAUGCUAUCGGCCGCCAAGGUAAGGCGUAAAAUCGAAUUAAAACACACCCACAAGCUGUUGUAAAAAACAUUGUAGUGUAGGAAGAUUGAGUAAGGUAAAGGGGGUUUUGUUUUGUUUUGGUUUGAUCCGUUUUUGUUAGAAGAGGUAGUAGCUGUAAGUAAUGUUCUCCUCGUUAUAAUUAUGGGGGUACGACAUGGUUGAAGGUGCAGAAAGCACACGUGUUAGGGAAUAGAAAAGAAUAACUCCAACAGAGCCGACGGAGUAGGCUUAUCGGCGGCAAAUGCGGUAAAAUUCGCCGCGCCAAAAACAAAAACUGCAUAUAAUUUACGAUCAGAUAAAAAAAAACGCCGCAAACAACCCAGAAUUGUAAUAUGUUUGAUGAGAUGCUAGAAGAACCGGUUGCGGUCUGCUGUAUGAGGUGUAGGGAAGCUCCUCUGGCGACAGUACAGGAUGUAAUUGCAAACGAGUCGUGCCGAGUCACUGCUGCUGUAGAUAGGUUAGGGUGUAAUUGUUACAAGCGGCGUAGUUUUGUUACUAGCCGACGCUCAACUAGCAGCAUGAGCAGCUGUUCGAUUGGGAGGAAGUAGCCUGAUUUGAACUGAACUGCUGCAACACAUUCAUCUCGAGCUGCUUCCUCCCAAACGGUCAGAAACGUAUGAAUACAAGUAUAAAAACACACACACAUACAAACAAUGGUAAAUGUAGAUGUAACGAGCAAAGGCACAUAGCAAAACCCGACGCAACGGAUAUGCAUCUAACGUUGUUAAUAAGUGUGUUGAUAUUGAGUUUAAAAACAAAACACACACACACACACACACUCAUUCACACAAAUAAAAACAAACACAAAGAAAGCGAAUACGAAAGUGCGACCAGAAUUUAAAUAUGUUUCAAUUUUCAAAAAGAAUCCCUCGGUGUGGAAUAAACGAACGCUGAUGUGUGUGUGUGUGUGAGUGGAAGUAAUGUUAGUAAUGUUAUAUACAAUAUAGGGUGCUUUCAUAUAAUGUAUCUGCCUCGGGGCGGCAUAGUCGGUAUUUAGAAAAGCUGACUGAUGUUGUAGCGUUCCUGUAAAUAGCUGCAGCCUAGGUAUAAACCAGUGCAGCGUAAAAACAUCCUUAUACUUCAUCGUCGAAAAAAAACAGUCCUAUCAAAUCCAGUGUAAAUAGAUGUGUUGUAGGUGGUUGAACUAAUACUAAGCUGAUGUUCGUUGGGCGAGUAUGGAUUCAUAGCAAGGAGCAACAUACAAAAAGGAAAGAUAAUAAUUAACCGUAAGCUCUGGUUUUUCACCUUCACGUAUGGUUUGAGUGCUGUAAAAAACAAUUCAAUCAAAUUCUGUUUAUUAUAGUAUUUGGUUGUGUUUGCGAAACAGAGUACAGGCAAAAUUUCAGUUCGUUUUCCAGUUAUAUGUUUAAGCCGAAAUCAACAACUACUACAAUGAGAUUGUUUCUCAUUCCUCCCGCACACUACCGAAGUUUUGCGACUGUGUGCCAAUCGCAAUGUAACUAGUAUUGAAGCAGUAAUACGACACAACACACUUGAAUGAUAUGUGUAGGGUUACAAAAAAAAAUCAUACAGAAGCAGAAACUAUGGUGUGGCCAUGUCAUCCUACACCAAAUACACCUCUGUAGCUGCAUACGAACCAGGCGAUAUAUGUAUAUGUUGCAGCGAAGGCAGAGCGAAAGUAAGCAAACGCUUAUAAAUAGAAAGAGGGCUGUGUAUAAAGUUAAUCACUAACAGUAACACGAUUUGUAUUUUGUGAAGCCAGAAGAGCAGACGAGAACACACACACAUAAAAACAACCCGCUAAAACAGAUUCACAACACAGACAGUUCCAAUAUCCAGCCGUUAGUAAGCGAGGACGACACAUAGGCAAUAUGGUAAGGGUUUUGCGUUUGGCUUUGGCGCAUUAUUCGCAGUUGGUGGCAUGUAUGGUUUACUUUUUAAGGGCUAGUCACAUACUGCUGCCACGUCUGUCCACUGUGUGUGUGUGUACGGUUCCGGGCUGUAAUUAUAGUCAUUUGCAAAAUGAAUCAUCUUAACCCGACAUUAUGUUUCGAUAUUUGGCGCUUCAGCCAUCAUAUUCAACUGUGUAAUGCUGCGGAUAAGGACUUUUUCAUACAUGUAUCCCCUGGAUCUAGUGACAAAUCAACUUCCGGCGGAGAGCAUGCGAUGGCAUCACUCGUGUGUUCUCCUCCUGCAACACGAAUCCCAUCCCAAAAUGCCCAAAGCUUUUAGAAUGCAAUGGAAAGCAGUAGAAAAUUUUUUGAUGAUUGCUUUAAAGGACAACAAAAAUUGCCCCGAUGUCAUAUGGUUUUGUGUGUUGAAAACUCAAAAAAAAAAAACAAAAUGCAACCUUUACUAACGCACGUGUUGGUAAAGCUGAUUGUUAACGACAUUAAAAAAAAAAAACAUCAUAAACACGUGGACAGUCAAACCAGAGUCAACUGUCAACUGGCGAUCGAUUAAUGAUCGAGGUACCGGACUUGGAACAGUAUGUAAUAGACACAAUUAGGAAGUAAGAUGAGCGAUGAGCGAUGAAUGAGAAUGUGAUGCCAGGGUAUAGCUAAACUCCAAGUGUAUACUAGCCAAAUAUGGGAGGAGAAAUAUCAUCAUCGUGCAGGAACCAAUGGGCGGGAAAAUCGUAGCUAACAUGUGCCAGAGACUGCUGCUACCUCACCAGUACAGUUGAUGGGAUGUGUGUGUGUGUGUGAUGAAUAUAGCAGAACGUAAACAAUCACAGCACUAAAGUGUUUAAAAAGGGCAAAGUGAACAGGUCCUCUAGUAGUAGUAUAUUAUACUUGACCUGCUUCCAUAGGCGUGUACUGUUGUUAGCAGAUCGAAAAGAAAGAAAAAAGAAACCCAAUAAGAUUACACUAGGUAUAGCCUUGCCGUCGGUGUACAGCGAGAAGAGAAAGAGAGAGAGAGAGAAGUUAGUUGCGUGUGUCUAGUAAGAAACAGGGAAUCGGCACUGAAAAUACAACAACGCUCCUUCCAGAAGGUGGCGGUGUCCAUUGCUAGGCCUCUCUACCGCUUCUACUCGUGUACACCUGCAUACAGAAGACCGCCCCACAGCCCUAGUAGCACCCGAGGGGAAGUCUGAGAGAAAGUUCGGGUGUUAUUAGUGUGUCGAAAGCACGAACCAAACGUGUGCGAGCGUGUACGCGAUAAUAUAUGAAACAAAAACUCUAUAUAUUUUAGAUAAGUGCACUUAUUAAUCGUAAAAAAAACAAAGAAUUACGGAGAACAAGGGGGAUGAAACGAGAUAUAAUACCGUCUGUGAACAUCGUUGUUGUGUAGGAUCGUAACAGAAAACCCAAGGCGAAGAAGGACUGAUGAUGAUGAGUUGUGUUUUUUUUUUGUUUUGCUUUUUUUGUCGGUUAUAAACGGAUGAUCGUUGUGGUGGUUUGCGGUGCAGGUGUGGAAACAAUAGGCGAUCACUCGACUUCUUUAUUUUGUUUACAGAAGGAUAGCGUUAGUAGUAGUAGCGUGCUGUAUUGAAUGAAUGAGCGUAAAACACGAAUACAAGGCAGGAGAGUGUCGUGUGUGCGUGUGAUUUCUGUGGGUUGAAUGAGGGGUUUUUUUUGGUUCUAAUUUGAUUGAUAAUACGGUGGACUGGAAGGAUGAGAGAUGAACACAGCAAGAAAAAAGCAGAAUUUUAUUUGUGCGCGCGUGUGUGUGUUUGCUCUUGUUGAGCCUCCAAUUUCCUAUAAUUUGUACCGGGGACAGCUAAAGGGCUAGGGUUAUUAAACUAUUAACCAAUCAAGUUGCAGUUUUCUUUUAUCUGCCUUACCUUUCUUUAAAUAUCGUUCUUUUUAUUUCAUUUUGCCUUAAUCCGUUUGGUCCCAUUGAUCUAAUAUUGUUGUUUUUCUUUAAUGGGAUUGUUUGUAUAUAGUCAUAGGCAUAACAAAUAAAAAAAAUCCAGCAAAAGAAAGGAGAAACAAAAAAAAAACAGUCGUAAGCGCUAGAACGUCUAGAAUUAUGUACAUGUUUCGCGAAACGUGUCUCUUCAAACUCAGGCAUACGGCGUGUGACGGGCGCAAUAGUUUGAAUUAAAAUCGCUCAAGUGUCCCGAUUGGUUCGAUUGGGAGCUCCUCUUCGGUCUGAACACUCGAUUCGAUACAUCCAAUCGACAGUGACACAAUUGGCAGGAGAUAGUGUUGAUUGUGGUAGGAGUUUUUUUUCUUCUUGCUUUCUGCAUCGAUGCGAUGAUAUAGAGAGAGUUACACUAUCCAUUAUAUCUUUAAAACUAUUAUUUAUGUAUUAUGUUUAUUUUUCCCCUUGUUUGUUUGCUUUAUGCGUCAUUUUGUUUUUUCAUGUAUCAUCUAACGCUAACGUAGCAAGAGGGCGGAUACGGUUAUUGUGUUGUGUGUGUGUGUGUGGGGGUUGAUCUACGGUUAUUGUGUGACGCUUUCCGGAACGGAACGGCUUCCACCCACCGGGGACCGAACGAUUAUACCAUUGAAUGAGGAAUAGUAGCGAACUAAGACACGUCUAGCCGCGGAACUGUUAAAAAUGCCCGAUAACUGACAAAAACGGUAACCCGCGAGAAGGAAUGAGAGUUAAACUCCUGUCCUUUCUCUGUGAGAUGAAAAAAAAACAACAACAAAACACUGAGCUGAGGGAAAGAUAUGAGUCACACAGGGAGAAGGUGAGCGCUACAAGGUAAAAAAAAAAAUCCGUUAAACCCACACCCGUGUGAUAAGGAUUGGCGCGGCGGAGUUGGGGAAAGAUAAUUCCAAUAUGGGAAGGUAAUAUGAUUGUCAGUUCUUCAAUUAUUGUUAACACAAAUCUUUGGUUUCCUUUUUCGUCUUCAAAAUGCGCGCGCGCCAACUUUGAGGGAAGAAACAAGUUACAACAGACUCAAGUCCGCGUUGUAAUUGUUUUUGAUACAUUUUUUUUCGUCGAGCGGCGUUCCAAAAAUGAUAAGAUCGGAUCAAUCUUUUGUAUGACACACUGAACUGAAACACACACACACACACAUAAAAGAUGAAAAAAAGUUUAAAAAUAGAUAUGGAGAAAAUACGUUAUGAAUCUCCGCAUCUCACAGCCGUAAUAGCCGUACUAGCUAAAGAAAAAGGAAUUCAGAACAACAAAAAAGCUUAGGUCAAAAUUAAAGAAAGGCAGGAACAAAAUUUAGGAGGAAAAAAUUAUAUAAAAAAAACAACCGGUAACACUGUAAAAGUGUAAGGCAAAAUAAAGACGUGGAGUCGAAAUAGUGUGCGCAAAGAAGAAAGAAAUAGGGCAAAAACAAAAAAGAAGCAAACAAAAUUAAAAGAACGCAUAACAAAAUAAAAGAAAAGAAGUGUAAAUCAGUAACGCAAACUGUGUAUAAUUUAUAAACAUCCCCGGCUAGGCAAAGGAGCUAAAUAAAAACAAAACUAAUUGCAAAGUGUAUUGCAAACAAUGUCUGGUUAGAAUGCUAGUAAUUAAAAAUGAAACAACAAACAUGAGUGCAGAAGGAGAAUGAAGUAAGAAGCAUGAUGGGAGGGAAAUGAAAGCAGCAGAACGGUAUAUAUUCUAUAUAUACACCAUUAUACAACACAAAGUAAAAGCAGAAAACAACAAAAAAAAAACAACCACACACAAGUAGUUAUGGCUUUGGAAAAAUAAAACUAAAGAGAAGGAUUAAAAAGGAGAAGGCAACAAAAAUGAAGGUGAAACGAACAAACGGCUCCUAUAAGCACCUCUUUAGGAUAGAGCAAAAUCUGUGGAUGGCCGGGGAAGAUGGGAAAGGCAAAACGAAAUGUAACAAAACAAAAACACUUAGAAAAUAUUAUGAAAAUAGUACACAAAAACACACACACCUCUAGUAUCACUAACAAAACUAUUGAAACAAGAAUAAGAACUUCCCCCGCGCCCCCCGGAAAUAACACAUUUUGCUGCAUAAUGGUUUUGUGUUUCCAUUCCUUGAAUUAUUUCAACCAAA